Messenger RNA from Penaeus vannamei (Pacific white shrimp), 1932 nucleotides. The record is from RefSeq and is a predicted model, not a curated record. NCBI's taxonomy places the organism in Eukaryota, Metazoa, Arthropoda, Malacostraca, Decapoda, Penaeidae.
AUGACUGUGUACUUAGAUAUAAUACAUUACCAUUGGGAUUUUUUGGUAUUGAGAGGCACUUCGCAUCUUCCAGUGGAGAGAGGCAGAGCUGCAGAAGGCGAGGCGAGAGGAGGCGAUGGCGCGAGGACCCUUGACGGCGAGGCAGCUGUUCCGGCGUCUCGCUCUGGUGCUUCUGGCGGCGGCGGCGGUCAGAGGGGCGGCCGGUGCCCAGCUGGCCCCUGCGUCCGGUGGGUGUGCUUGGUACCUGGUGUCGUGCCCUUCUUGGGUCAGGACUUGGAGGUUGGGAUCAUGUGCAGUCAUUUGACAGACCGGCGCAGGCUACCUGACGCAGGGGCCGCCGUCGCCGCAGUGAUGGCAGAAGCUCCUCAAGAAUAUAACUCCGUCUUUCUUGUCACUGAUGGCACUUCCGUCAACAACAUCCUGGAGAGUCUCGGGCAAGUGACAGGCCUGUCUGGCGUUGCUGUCAUGGAAGUGUUGCCAGAUCAGAGCUUCAACGUCACCCUGAAACACGCGGUGACACUGACUCGAAAGAUGAGGAGGUCUUCCAGGGGCGUGACCGUGGUCGUGGCGAGCGACGAUCCCGACUUCCUCAGCGCCUUCGCCCAGAUGGCCGACGACGGUCGUCUGACGGUGUGGGAGAACAGGGUCCUGGUGGUGACGAGACUCGAGAGGCAGCAGUUCCUGGCCCUCAUGAAGAACCUCUGGGUCCUGUCCAUGCUGAACACCAUGCUGCUCAACGAAGAUGAUGAUACGAUUGACUUGAGGUAUGGAUUGUACAGCCAUUUCCCGUACGGCCCAGGUGGCGCCCAGACGGUGCGCGUUGCCACCUGGACGCCUCGGGAAGGGUUAGAACUCCUGACGCACCACCCGCUGUUCCCAGAAAAGUACACUGACUUCCAUGGCGCGCCCAUCCCCUUGGCCCUGUGGCCCUUCCCGCCCUACUGGGAGGAGAAGAAAAAGGUGGCACCAAAUGGCACUGUAUCGACGAAGAUCUCUGGCAGAGCUUUCCUCAUCCUGGACACCAUCGCCAACCACCUCAAUUUCACCAUCGGCGAAAGACUGCCUUCUUCUUCUCCUACGGAUCUGAUGAGCCAGUUAUUCAACCGCCAAGCCUUGAUCAGCCCAAUGAAACUGGCUCUCCUGCCCCACCUGGCUCUGCGCUACGACUACACCUUCAUGAUCGAGGAAGCCACGCUCACCUUCUGCAUGGCCAAGCCCGAGCUGAAGCCUCGCUGGCAGAACCUCUACUACCCUCUUGGCGACAGCGUGUGGGCCUCCAUCAUGGCGCUGCUUGUGGUAGUGCCGGCGAUGUUUUUCUUGAUCACCAAACCCUGGAUGGCAAGCGGAGCGAGGAGGAAGUUCAGCCCCGUGGUGGCGGCGCAACAGGUGCUGGGGACGCUGCUCGCCCAGAACUUCUCGCUCCGCCUCCCCGCCGCUUCCUCGACCCGCAUCCUGGCGGCUUCCUGGCUCAUAGUCGCGUUCAUCCUGGGCUCGGCCUACCGCGGCAACCUCACCGCCUUCCUCACCAUCCCCAAGCAUCCCCCGCGGGUCGAAGGCCUCAGGGACCUCCUCCAGACCUCCGCUAAAGUUAUCAUGCCUUCAGACCUUCGCUUGAACUUCUACACGACCUUCAAGGAAUCGAACUCCAGCAUGUCCAAGAAGUUUAUUGAGAGAACGUACUUUGUGGACACCCACCUGGAAGGCAUGCAGCAGGCACUCAAAAGGAAAGAAGCCUUCGUGUACGAACGUCUCUUCACGGAACUGAUGAUCAUCAAAAACUUCACCAACGUUGACGGAUCGACGCCCAUGUACGUGGUGAGGGAGAAUCUCGUCCCGGGGUACUCUGCCUGGCUCCUGCACCGCGACAUGCCCUUCAAGAGGAAUCUGGACAGGUGUAUCUUGGCCUUUCAUGAGGUGAGGACAUGCGUCUAG